Austrofundulus limnaeus is the source of this 1321-nucleotide messenger RNA. RefSeq names its product protein KRI1 homolog. Gene Ontology annotation, cellular component: 90S preribosome; nucleolus. The record is from RefSeq and is a predicted model, not a curated record. Gene Ontology annotation, biological process: endonucleolytic cleavage in ITS1 to separate SSU-rRNA from 5.8S rRNA and LSU-rRNA from tricistronic rRNA transcript (SSU-rRNA, 5.8S rRNA, LSU-rRNA). NCBI's taxonomy places the organism in Eukaryota, Metazoa, Chordata, Actinopteri, Cyprinodontiformes, Rivulidae.
GCCCCCUGCAGGAAGCUCCGGUAUUUAUCAUGCUCACCGGAAGUCACGUGAUUCAACAACUAAACGUGCGUCUGUAGCCACUGCCGCGGUUUGUUUCUUUUAAUGUACACUUUUAAUCCGUGGCUUACAUUCACAGACUUUAAUUACAAACAUGUCAGGCAAGUCGGAACUAAAAAUCAAUUCGCAGUUCGCUCAGAGGUACGAGAAGUAUCGACAGAAGGAAGAACUACAGAAGCUGAARGACCGGUUCGGAGACCGAGCCGAUGAGAGCGACUCUGAAUCGUCUGAAUCCAGUUCUGGUGACAGUGAAGUGGAGUUGGACCCUGAAGUGGAGAGAGAUUUUUAUAGGACAUUGUCCCUGUUAAAGAAAAGAGACCCAAAAAUUUAUGAGAAAGAUGUCAAGUUCUACUCAGAAGAGACAUCUCACGAUGAURCAAAGCCUUCAACAUCGAAGAAAGACAAAGUCAAACCGAUGUAUCUGAAAGAUUAUGAGCGUAUGGUGAUCCUGGAGAAGGAAGGCAAAUAUGAAGAUGAUGAUGAUGAUGAUGACAGCGAUGACGAGGAAGCUGUCAAGAGAAGAGAGAGAGAUGCCUCUCCGAGCUACAUCCAGGAGCAGAAGCAGCUGAAAGAGAGCUUCCGCAAGUUUGUCCAGGACAGUGAUGAAGAUGACGAAGAAGAAGAAGAUGAAGGAUCUAAUCUGCUGACCAGGAGAAUCAAAACACAAGAAGAGAAGGAUAAGGAAGAGGCUGAUUAUUUGGACUGGCUCAAAGGUCAGGCUGAGAUGGAGGGUCCAGAGGAGGCGAARGACAUGAAAUAUUUAAGAGAUUACUGGAAUGACCCGGAGCUGGAAGAGAAGGAGCGAUUCCUCCGAGAUUAUGUGCUCAACAAGGGCUACCUGGAUGAAGAGGAGGAUGAUGAACGGAUCCCGACUUACGACGAGGUGGUCCAGGAGGACGUGGAGGAUUCUGAAGAAGAGGGGGAGUCRUUCUUGGAGCGUCAGGAGAACUUUGAGAGAAGCUACAACUUUCGUUUUGAGGAGCCCGACGCGCUCCAGAUCAAGACCUACCCCCGAAACAUCGCCACAUCCGUUCGCUCCAAGGAUGACCGCAGGAAACACAAACGGGAGGAAGUGAAAGAAAGAAAGGAAAAGGAGAAAGAGCUGAAGCGGGAGCAGCUGAAGCAACUGAAGAACCUGAAGAGGAAUGAGAUCAUGGAGAAGCUGAAGAAGCUGCAGGAGCUGACGGGCAACAAACAGCUGGCUUUCAGUCAGGCUGACCUCGAGGGAGACUUUGACCCGAAACACCACGACCAGCUGAUGCAG